Messenger RNA from Eublepharis macularius, 6812 nucleotides. RefSeq names its product pantothenate kinase 3 (gene PANK3). The transcript has 7 exons. Gene Ontology annotation, biological process: coenzyme A biosynthetic process. Gene Ontology annotation, molecular function: pantothenate kinase activity; ATP binding. The coding region runs from base 95 to 1207 and encodes 370 amino acids. Gene Ontology annotation, cellular component: cytosol; nucleus. NCBI's taxonomy places the organism in Eukaryota, Metazoa, Chordata, Lepidosauria, Squamata, Eublepharidae. The record is from RefSeq and is a predicted model, not a curated record.
UCCUUCUUUCCUCAGGGUCUCUAUCCAUCAAGACGCAGAGUGUGCCCCAGAGCUCAAACCCAAGUGCCUCCAUCGCGAGUGCUGCUUCGGAGACAUGAAGAUCAAAGAUGCCAAGAAACCAUCUUUUCCAUGGUUUGGUAUGGACAUUGGGGGAACUCUGGUGAAGCUUGCUUAUUUUGAACCUAUUGAUAUUACUGCAGAAGAAGAGCAGGAAGAAGUUGAAAGCUUGAAGAGUAUUCGCAAAUACUUGACAUCAAAUGUAGCAUAUGGGUCCACUGGCAUACGGGAUGUUCACCUUGAACUCAAGGACUUGAUACUCUUUGGGCGAAAGGGAAAUUUGCACUUUAUCAGAUUCCCAACCCAAGAUUUGCCUACAUUUAUUCAAAUGGGAAGAAAUAAAAACUUCUCAACGCUGCAUACAGUGCUGUGUGCCACUGGCGGUGGUGCUUAUAAGUUUGAAGAAGACUUUCGCACAAUUGGAAAUCUCCAGCUGCACAAACUAGAUGAACUUGACUGUCUUGUUAAAGGCUUGUUGUACAUAGAUUCUGUCAGUUUUAAUGGCCAGGCGGAGUGCUACUACUUUGAAAAUGCAUCAGAACCUGAAAGGUGCCAAAAGAUGCCUUUUAACCUGGAUGAUCCAUACCCUUUGCUGGUUGUAAACAUUGGUUCAGGAGUCAGUAUUUUAGCUGUCCAUUCCAAAGACAACUAUAAGAGAGUAACUGGAACAAGUCUAGGUGGUGGGACCUUUCUUGGUUUGUGCAGCUUACUGACGGGAUGUGAAAGUUUUGAAGAAGCUUUAGAAAUGGCAUCCAAAGGGGACAGCACACAUGCUGAUAAACUAGUCCGUGAUAUUUAUGGGGGAGACUAUGAACGAUUUGGCUUGCCAGGAUGGGCUGUGGCAUCUAGCUUUGGGAAUAUGAUCUACAAGGAAAAACGGGAAUCUGUUAGUAAAGAAGAUUUGGCUAGAGCUACGUUGGUUACUAUCACCAAUAACAUUGGAUCUAUAGCACGGAUGUGUGCUGUAAAUGAGAAAAUAAACCGCGUUGUCUUUGUUGGAAACUUCUUGCGUGUGAAUACCUUAUCUAUGAAACUCCUGGCAUAUGCACUGGAUUAUUGGUCCAAAGGCCAGUUGAAGGCUUUGUUCCUAGAACAUGAGGGCUACUUUGGAGCAGUUGGUGCCCUACUUGGAUUGCCAAAUUUCAGCUGAAGCUCAAAGCGCCACAGUACUGAAUUAGUUCUACCUUUAUGUCACUAUAACAACAUUAUUUUUAUAUCGACUGGAACCAAAGGGGGGAAAGGGCCACAGUCCUGCUAUACAUGUCUUUAAUUGUGAUACUGUGUCAUUGAGACCGUCCUUGAAAUGUAGGUGUUUCUGUAAGAAAUACUUAAAGGUGGUAUUAUAUGGCAUCCUCCAAUAUUCAGUAUGGCCUCUGAAAAAUGAGCCCCAGUACCAUAAUUGAAAGACAGCUGUCUGUAUCCUGCAACACUAAUCAGAUUUUUUUUUUUUUUGGAAACUCCCCUUAAGGCUAUUUGCAUCUAGUUGUAAAUCUCAUUAUGUCACUGUGCUGGAUGUUCAUUUGAGUGUGAUUUUUCCAUCAGUUCCAGAAAUUGAUCUUAACCACAUCUGAGUGCCAUCUACUGAAAAUAAAGAAAUUUAAUAUAGAAGGUUUUCUUUCAGUACAGGAACACAAAAUGUGUUGACGUUCUUAAUUCAGAUUUCCAGUGUUAACAUUUCCAGAGAAUAAAAAUAGCAACAUCAGCAAAGACUUCGUACAAUUGGCUUAAUGUGUAUUAAGCAACCAAAUAUAAUAUUUUAACUACUAGAUUGUGUAGUCAGGUUUUGUAAAACUCUACAGUUUCCAUGUUAAUGUAAUGAUUAAAUCAUAUUGCCUAUGUAGGGGAUUCUUCUGCAUAGGGCUUCCAGUGAAAACUGUAAGGAUCUUAAAUGGUUUUGGCAAGAGAAAAUUCUUAAGUUACCCGUCUCCAUAUCAGUGUGCCAGCAGAAGUGACUGGGAGUUGCUCAGUGUUAACGGUUGCUGGAUAAAUAGAUUCGCCAUGAUGCUUGUACAAUGUCGCCAUCUUAAUUAAACUCCAUUUGAGCUAAUCAUCUAUAACCUGUGUCUACCCAAAAUGUGAAAUUGGUGCGAGCUUAUGGCCUGAACACUAUGUUACCUCCAGGGAUUUUACCACAAAUUCAAAGGACCAGCGUUUAGUGUGUGUUGAUACUGCAACAGUGUGGCCUUGGAUUACCCUCCAGAUACUGGGGCUACUCCUGCAUUUUGACAGUCUGUUUUUUCAGACUUGAUUGUAAAAGUUUACAAUAGUGGCGUUAUAUUAGAUUGCUGCAUCCAAGUUUACUGUAAGACCUCAGAAAAAAAGAUCAUCUCAGAAAUACAACUUUCUAUGCACAGGGAUGUAUGUAUAAUUUUUUCCUGAAGGAAUAUGCAGUUAUCCAAUCCAUGAAUAGAGUUUUUUAAUAGGGGAAUCCACCACUUGGACCAGAGCUCAUUGAGUUCAAGUUAGUGCUUGAUUUAUUUGAUUCAGUUGAUACUAUUUUGGUACACUAAUAUUUUGUACAAUAAUAUCUCUAUAUUGAUGUUGCAGAUUUCUCCAGGUUAUCUGAUGUGCUUGUCCCUUCUUCAGUUCCAUGCUGCUACUUUCAGCAACGCUUAGAAGUAUUUAGCUUAGAAUAGUGUUGAUGUUUCUUGCAGUGGGUUCCUAAAAGCUGUUUUCCAUCCUUAGGGAUCAAAAAGUGCUCUUUGUAGCACAGUGCAAUGUCCAAAAGCUUUCUUACAUUUUAUUAGUCCAGAUUGAGAAGACAGUGUGUGGCCCGGGCAGAGUUUCAAGUGUUAUCAGCUCUUGAGGAUUUUGAUCCCAUCUGUGUGUUUCUUUUUACAGUGUAAUGACUUCCUUCAUAUAUUGUUAAAUGGAUGUAACCUUGUUUGCCUUUAAAACAUGUCUUAACCUCAUGUCUUAAAAUACAUGUCUGUGUUGCCAAUAGGAACUGAAAGUGAUUAACAGUGUAAUCCUAUGCAGAGUUAACUAUAGUCUCAUUUAAUUGACUUUAGUGGAUUUAGAAUGUAGUAACUCAGCAUAGGAUUGCGCUAGAAAGGUACAACUGCCCAAGUCAGAUGCUUUAAUCUCUAGGAUUUUUUAAAAAAAAAAAACCACUCUGCUUUGGAAUCAAGAUUUAACUUGCAAUACACACUACUGCAGUUAUUUUAAGUACCCAAAUUACAAAUUUUGAAUAAGCCCCAUGAAUAAAUAGGCAGCUUUCAUGCUACAUAAUUCUUCAGUGUAAGAAUGUCAUGUACCUUACAUUUUGUUUUGAAGUGAUAGACGUUUCCAGCAUUGGACUUUGCAUGGUAGAAACCUUCUAAAGCCACAUGUGAGCCGCAUUGUCAGUGUUAUUUAAUACCAUUGGAAAGGAGUACUUGUACUUUCUUGUAGUGUCAAUUUCUUCCUUUUGCAAAACCCUGAAUUUUGAAGAUUACUUAACUUUUGGCAGGGGGCUGGCUGGCAAGAAUGAGGGACAUUUCCUUUGGCUUUUAUGAAAGAAAUUCUUAAUGUGGUGAUUCUUGAAUCCGUCAGUCAUUAAUGCCCACCCCCAGUUUCAAAUAAUAAUUGUUUUACUAGUAAGAACGUUCCUGCUUUUGCAGCCUUCAACAUUAUUAGAAGCUCUGAUUUCAUAAUUGGCAUCCAUAGAUUAUGUAAAUAUUGACAAAACUAGGCCAUCCCCUUUUUGUUGUUCUGUCCUUUUUCCUCAUAGUAAUUUUGCCCUCCGACAAGGCAGUUUCAUCUCUGAAAUGUCAAUUCGUUUUUAUAGUUCAUAGUUUGACUUGACAAACGUUUUCAGUAUCCAUCCCAGCAAGUUGUGCUUGGCACAAGUACUUCCUCUCCUAACACUUCCUGGAUUGCUGCCCACUGAGUGAAGGGAUUAGUGUGCUACCCUGUCUUUUGUACCAUUGAGGCUCCUAGCAUUAGAUAACUGAGUCAUGUUUCUGUGUCACUGUUCAAGUGGGUUAAUAUUUUUCUGUCUUUAUAUUGCUGUUUACUUGUUUAGUAGCAGGAGUAAACCUUUAUUCUCUGUCUACCUAUUUAUAAAUUCUGUAUACACUUGUAUCUUUCACUGUAUAGGAAACUUGGGCAGUUUGUUACGCUGUCGGUAUAAAGAUCCAGUAAAGUUACAAAAAAAUCAAGUAUCUUUACUGACUAUAUAUAUAAAUUCAACCUACAGAGAUCACCCUAUAUUGCUUAAAUCUUUCAGGAUAUUCCUCAGGACUGCACCACACAAUGCAGUUAAAAACCUGUAUUAAAGAUGUAGCAUGUUGUACCCUGUUAUGGGAGAGGUCUCACUCUCUUUUCACACCCCAUAUAUGACAUGGAAGCAUGUGCCAGGUCAUUUGCAACUCCAUGCAGUAGGUUUCCAUGAUGUGGCUUGGGGGAAGGGAGAGUGAAUGUUCUCCUUUCUCCAGUACAUGCCUGUGCAUGCUAAAUUUUUAAUGUGUUCCUUUAAAGCAGUCCUUCCAAUCAUGCUUUAAAUACUUUCAGGUACUUGUGCCGAGAGCAAUUUCUGUUGCUUUAAGACUAACAAUUUAAUUAAGCUUUUAAAUAUUCAUGCCUUGUUGCUUUGUAAAUACUGCAGUGAUCAAUAAAACCAGGCUGUCAGUUACAUGGGCAACUUAAACUUUUAUGAGGCAAUGUUUUUGGUGCAGGUAAAAUGAGAGGAUGUUGUAAGGAUGGGUGUAACAAUCCCUGAACCACCAUCUUUUUGAGUUUAACCAAAUCCAUUGUGCCAUUUUUCAAAACGCAUUCUAUUCUAAUAUGUAACAAAAGCCCUAAUAUCUUACUAGGGCCUAACUAUAGCAGUAGAAGAAUAUUGAGGACCAGAUAUCUGUUGACCAAAACAUCUGUGCUAAGAAGAGCAAGGCUUAAAUGCCCUGCCUUGACUUGCGUAUGACUUUGUAGCACUAUGUUAAACGUCAAAGAAGCAGCCCUUAUGUCUGUGAUUGGGGAACAAACAAUGCCUUAAUUCAAAAGCGAUUUCCACUCCACUGGAGAAACUGAGAAACUCCAUUUCUCAAAUGGAGUAACAUCUGAGUACGUGUUGUAAUGCAACAGAGGUUCCCUGUUCCAAAAACUCUAAUGUUCAGCAACAUUAGAAAGAAAUGGAAUUCAGCAAGCAAGCCCUUAAAUCCACUUCUCAAUACUUAAAACAUGUUCAUAAGAUCUGUGUGAUCAAACAAUCAGAAGGAAUGUGUCUUUGUAGUUUGUAAGCAGUCACGUCGACCUGACCUGCUUUCAGCUGAUGAGGUUUCCAGUUGCCAAAUUUAUAGCACAAAUGCUAUAACAGUAUAGAAUUCAAAAAGGUACAUAUCAUCCACCAGCAUGUUUGUGUGUCAGGAGUAACUUGAAAACAAGUUUGUAAAUGAGGCACAUAAUUUGUCACAGAUCAGGGGAAAUGGUAUACUGAGAGCAACAAUGAGUUUACAGAUUUGUGUCACAAAAAGGUGUUAUCGGUGUAGUAAUUCAUUCUCUACCCUGAUCCCUGCAAUGGCUAAAGUAGGAUGACAUGGCAGGACCAUUUGCACUUUGAACUGCGACUGCUUUUGGUUGUAUAAGAAGGCAGUAGGCCUACUCAGCAUGUUGGUGCUAUUGCUUAGUGACAAGCUAGACUGAGAACAAUUUAUUUUACAAUCAUAGUUUAAAGACUGAUUGUUCUUACCAGAUAAACACUUUAUUGGACUGUAACUGUGUGUCACAGACUUAAACUGUUAUACUUGGGAAAUGGUUUGAUGUGAAAACAGACUUACGAAUACAUGUGUUAUGAAGCAGAUUACUUCUUUCAGAAUUUUAGGAAGAACUGUUCUUGAGUUGUGCUGAUUAUUGUAGCUGUGUUAUUUUAAUUCAGAUAACAUGAUCAACAUCCUGUGUAAACUACAGCCGUUACUGUACUCAUUUGUAUUCUGAGUACAAGUUUACAGAUCCCUACGGUUUUUUUAAAUAAGCCUUUCCUUGAGGCUGAUACGUUGGCUGAGAGUUCUUCUGGAAUGGUAACAGAUCUGACAUUUUAUUUUAGCAUUAAGUUCACCUUUCUACAGCUUAUUAGCUUGAAGUCCAAUCAUUAAAAAAGGGAUUUUUUAAAACAGGGUUUUGUAGAUGAGAAGCUUCAAUUUACUGUAUGCUUUGAUAUUCAUAUUGAUAGAAAAUAGGGAAAACAUCAUUUACUUCCCUCUCCUGUUGGCAUUUUAAUUACAUGUAUUUUUUAAAAUUUAUAAAAGACCAAAUUGUACUUACUGUACUCUUUGACUUUAUGGCAAAUUCAAAUUUUGCAAAUCCAGUAUAUGUAGAACUCUACCGUAACUGACAUUUCAGAUAUAAGUUGCCUUACUCUGCUGCAGUUCAUAUUGUUUCUGCUCUGUAUUCUGACCAUGAGAUUAGUGUAAAAAUGUAUAAUGUGUUGCAGAUUUAAUUCAUAGUUGAUAAAUUAUUUUAACACACCUCUUGUAAAUUGUUUAAUUUAUUUUCAUCAUUGAUGCUAUUCUGUCACUUUCAUGCAGCCAAAAUGAUGGAGUCCUGUACUGUAAACAUUCCCGUCAGAACUGUAUAAAAAUGCUCUUUACUGCUUGCAUGAGUAAAUGUGAAAUUUAAUUUUCUGUAUAAUGGGUCUACUUUUUUGUUACUUGCCUAGUUUUAUUACUGUUCAGUAUGAAUGAACAGAAAGUUAACUUUUCUAAAUAAUUACCAGUGGUUUCCAUAUUUUUUAGUUCCAUGUACUAUCACAAGCUGUCUUAAUAAAGAGGUGAGAAACA